ACUGCACGUGGUCGUAAAAACAUCAUGGCGGAAUCUAUCGGUGUCCCUAGCGAUACUUAUCCGUACAUCUACGCCUUUCUGAUUGAAAACAAGCUCGCCAAGACCGCGAAACUCCUCAAGAAGGAAGUGGGAACGGAACUUACAUCUGUUGAUGGCAAGGAUGGGUUGAUGCAGUGGUAUGAGGCAUGGAAUCAAGCCCACCAAGUAAGCCAUCAAGCCAAAAGGAAAAGGAAUGACAACAAAAAAUCCCAGCCUCCUAGAAAAAAGAGAAAAACUGAAGAUGUGUCAUCAUCAUCUUCAGACGACGAUUCAAGCAGUGAUGAAGAAGUGAAAGUUAAAAAGGAUACUAAGAAGGCAACUAAGGGUUCGAGCUCAGAGGAUGAUUCAAGCAGUGACGAGGAAGAAGUUAAACCUAAAAAGGAUGCUAAAAAGGCUGCCACUGAGGAUUCUAGCUCAGACGACGAUUCAAGCAGUGAUGAAGAAGUGAAAGUUAAAAAGGAUACUAAGAAGGCAACUAAGGGUUCGAGCUCAGAGGAUGAUUCAAGCAGUGACGAGGAAGAAGUUAAACCUAAAAAGGAUGCUAAAAAGGCUGCCACUGAGGAUUCUAGCUCAGAUGAUGAUUCAAGUAGUGAUGAGGAAAAAGUGAAACCUAAAAUGGAUGCAAAAAAGGUGGCGACCGAGGAUUCUAGUUCGGAUGAUGAUAGCAGUGGCGAGGAUGAAGACGAAAAGCCAAAGAAAAAGGUUGAAAAGAAGACACCUACUAAGCAGGAAUCUAGUUCAGAAGAAGAUGAUAGCAGCGAUGAUAAAGAUGAAAAGCCCAAGAAAAAAGCUGACAAUAAAGGAAAGAAGACACAAGCUAAACAAGAAUCUAGCUCAGAAGAAGAUGAUAGCAGCGACGAGGAAGAUGAAAAGCCCAAGAAAAAAGCUGACAAUAAAGGAAAGAAGACACAAGCUAAACAAGAAUCUAGCUCAGAAGAAGAUGAUAGCAGCGACGAGGAAGAAGAAAAGCCCAAGAAAAAAGCUGAUGAUAAAGUGAAGAAGACACCAGCUAAACAAGAAUCUAGCUCAGAAGAUGAUAGCAGCAAUGAGGAAGAGGAAAAGCCCAAGAAAAAAGCUGAUGUGAAAGGAAAGAAGACACCAGCUAAACAAGAAUCUAGCUCAGAAGGUGAUAGCAGUGAUGAAGAGGACAGUAGUGAGGAUGAAAGUAGCGAAGAUGAAAAAGCAAAACCAAAAAUAAAUGGAAAGACGGAGUCUAGCUCAGAUGAUGAUAGUGAUGAUUCAAGCAGUGUUGAAGAAGAUGUGAAAGCUAAAAAAAUUGCAAAAAAUACAGAGAAAAAGGAUUCAAGCUCAGGUGAUGAUAGCAGUGAUGACGAUGAAGAAGAAAAAUCCAAGAAAAAAGCUGUCAGCAAAGAAAAGAAGACACCAGCUAAACAAGAAUCUAGCUCAGAUGACAGUUCAUCUGAUGACAGCAGUGAUGAGGAUACAAAGAUGCCGACCAAAUCUAAAUUAAAAAAUGGCACUAAAACGAAGGCUAAAGAAGAGAGUAGUUCAAGUGAUUCAAGCAGUGAAGAUGAACCUCCAGCAAAGCGGCCAAAAAGCGCGAAGGUCUCUAAACCAGUUGCUUCGUCGACUCCUGCUGUAACGGCAUCAGUAAAGAAAGAUAAAAAAGAGAAGACCCCUUUCCGCCGUGUAGUUGAAGAGGAAAUUGAGGUUGACCACAGACUCACUGACAACAGCUUUGAAGCUAAGAAAGGAGCCUCUGGAGAUUGGGGAGAAAAGGCCAACAAAGACCUCAAGUUCACCAAAGGAAAAUCAUUCCGACACGAGAAGACGAAGAAGAAAAGAGGAAGUUACCGCGGAGGGAACAUCAAUACGAGCGUGAACUCCAUCAAGUUUGACAGUGAUUGAGGACGCUUCAUUGGUCUACUGAGAAGUCCGGUAUACCUCCACGCAGAACUCGUCCGCGCAGUAUGUGCGCAGUAUAUGUGCAUUACAGAACAAGGGCGUGGUAUGAAGAGGAACAAUUAGCCUUGUAUACUCACUGUUCUUCAUAUGCCAUUUGCCAUUAGCUCUGAUUCCUGUUUCGUCAGGUACCGCUCACAUUCGCUUAUUGUUUAGCAAUUUUCGUUGAUUCAAUCCGCGAGUUAUUAGCCCGUGAGGACAAAGGCGAUAGCCGUGAAGGCGGUUGGACUAACUGUUAUAGUCAAAUCACAUAAGUAGGCUAAUUAGAUCUGGUCUAGUCAUAUGCCUUUUUUUCUUUCAAAUCCGUUACCUCUCACUAACUUAUAGAAUAUAACUGAUGGUCCACUAGUAGGUCAACCAAUCAGAAUACAGCAUGAUAAAACACUAGUGUGACUAGAGACUAAUAUCCAAAAUACAGUGGGAUUCCGCUCAUUCGAACUCACGCUCCCUUUUUACUCAACUCGAGCUGCGUUCCUCUGUUCCACGGGACUACAAUGUAUAGACGGACGUAUAAAUUGACGAGUCUGUCGCAUAGCGUUUUAGGCCUUGAGUGCUGACCCGCCGUGGACGUUUUCCGCCUUUUUCGUUUGGUUAGGCUUUUGGAACAUCACCAUACAAACACUACUAGAGCUGUAUGCAAAAGUGAAAGAAAUUAGCAUUUAUGUUCUGGUUCCAGAGCCUCGAACGUCUCUCAAUUUAGUGGCCAGCGAGCUUGCGACGGCACUGAGCUCCGCUGGCCACUAAAUUAAGAUGGUCGAGGCUCUAGAACCAGGGCAGCAUGGACAUGACGUGGAUUGGUUUGUAAACACAGCCCCCUGAGAAUUUAGCAUAAGGGACAACUCGCCGACCCAUGGAUGAAUUGCGUUGUUGCUGUUUUCAUCGCUAGAUUGACCUAAAUAAUUCAAAAAGCCUCCACUUGUUCAUCUAUACAUCAGUGAAUUUAACAAAUAUUAUGACAUUUUCGCUGGUGUUAUGGGUAAAAUGAACUGAACCCUUUGAAAACGGAGCCGGCAAUUGAGCUAACACUUAUCUGUUUGCCAAUCGUUUUGAAUCAUUCGCAGUCGUCGCUAAUUAGCAUUGUUCACACUGAUUAUGUACACAAUGUUUUUGUAUAAUGAAUAAAAUGUUUUAGACCUGAAA
Nematostella vectensis (starlet sea anemone) is the source of this 3102-nucleotide messenger RNA. Its product is annotated as nucleolar protein dao-5. The coding region runs from base 25 to 1908 and encodes 627 amino acids. NCBI's taxonomy places the organism in Eukaryota, Metazoa, Cnidaria, Anthozoa, Actiniaria, Edwardsiidae. The transcript is spliced from 23 exons. Gene Ontology annotation, cellular component: nucleoplasm; nucleolus. The record is from RefSeq and is a predicted model, not a curated record. Gene Ontology annotation, molecular function: protein binding.